GCAGGAACGGGCGAUAACAUCAACGGGGACGGUACGUUUUCUAACUACGAGAUGGCAUCAUACGAUAGUCAAAACCUUCUCCCCGGCGGCGGACGGAUGAAUGGAGCGAACAUUAGCGUUGUUAGCAGCAGAGGCGGCUCCAAUAAUGAAACCGAAAAGGCACCCUUCUUGGAAAAAACCGAACCAGUGCGGCUCACGCCGGCUUGGGAAGAGAACAACCUUCCAAAUGACGAGCUCAAUUUCAAAGGGUUGACGAUGGAGCGUGCCAAGAUGGAGUUGAAUCCACCGCGGGACAAGCUGCUGCUCGUUUUCCUGACGUUCGCAAUCCACGGCGUCGGUACGCUGAUGCCGUGGAACAUGUUCAUCACUGCCAAAUCGUACUUUGUAGACUAUAAGUUAAGUCAAAACUACACCGGCAUCGAGUCGGAGUACGGUACAUACUUCCUGUCAUCCGUUGGGUUUGCUUCGCAGAUUCCUAAUCUUUUGUUUAACUGGCUCAAUAUCUUCAUCAAUCUGGGCGGUAAUCUUACGAAGCGCAUCGUGUACAGCAUCCUUAUCGAGGUAAUCGUCUUCGUCGUCACCGUCGUGCUGGCCAUGAUCAACUCCUCGGAGUGGCCCGGUGCGUUCUUCUGGAUCACGAUGACCACGGUGGUGAUAUUGAAUAUGGCCGGUGGUAUCUACCAGAACACGGUGUACGGUAUGGCCGCGAAGCUUCCCUUUAAGUACACCGGUGCGGUAGUACUUGGCUCGAACAUCAGCGGCACGUUCGCGUCUAUCAUCUCGAUCCUUAGCUCACAGUUCGCGUCCUCCGUGAGGACGGCGGCAAUUUAUUACUUCAUCACCGCAAUGUUUGUGCUACUGCUCUGCUUCGACACCUACUUCGCACUGCCGUUGAAUAAAUUCUACCGCUAUCACGAGCUGCUUAAGGAGAAAGAGAUUGAAUCGAACCAACGAGCGAAUAUGGGCGGCCGGCCACCAUACUGGACCAUCUUCAAGCAGGCUUUCCCGCAGCUGUUUAACGUGUUUUUCGUGUUCUUCAUCACGUUAUCCGUCUUUCCGGCCGUCCACUCCGACAUCAAGCGCUCGGAUAGCGAUUUCGUCAUCGGGGACGAAUUGUUCGUAAGUAUCUGCUGCUUCCUGACGUUCAACGUGUGCGCCAUGCUUGGCAGUUUGCUGACAUCCUGGGUGACCUGGCCGAAGCCGAAGUACAUGGUAUGGCCCGUCGUCCUGCGGGCCGUCUUCCUACCGCUGUUCCUCUUCUGCAACUACCAGCCGCUAAACAUCUCGCGAGUCCUGCCCGUGUACAUCACCAACGAUUGGGUGUAUUGGGGCAUCGCCGUCGUGAUGGCGUUCUCAUCCGGUUACUUCAGCUCGCUUGGCAUGAUGUACGCACCGCAGUCGGUCGAGCCGCAGUACGCAAUGACGGCCGGUAUGUUUGCGGCGGCCAUGCUCAUCACCGGCAUCUUUACCGGUAUCCUGUUCUCGAUGGUGUUCCCGAUGGUGGUGCAGUACAACUUCCUCGAGUGGCUCCACUAGGCCUGGCAUUGGGGAAUGGGCGUUUAUGACGGUUACCUUUCGUAACCGACUCGCGCGUCAUUCCCAGCCUUUCUAGAUGAAAGGGAAAUGUGGACCCAAACAAAAUUCUGGCGGGCCUUAUCGAGCGCACCCAGGAAUGGAUGGGUGGAAACGAUAGAUCAAGGAUACGAGUAACGCUGCUCGAUCCUCCCAAAUCAUAUCACUUAGGUCUGGUCGAAAGAAAUCUGAAACAAAUCUCGAAAGUGGCACACAAUCUGCCAUUACCGGGGGGUAUUCGUCUAUAGUGGUAUCGAUUGGCACAAAUGUAGCAUUUUAGUUCUUUCAUGAUUGCGCCUUUCUUCGCACGAACGUACACCUCGAACUCUAUCAUAGCGAACCAGAGAUAAAUCUGAAACAUCUACUUGAGAGAGAGAGAGAGAGAUCGAACGAUUGAUGUACUAAUGUUGAGGUGGACGUAAACUUUAGGCUUAGCAAAACUUUUGUUUUGUGUCUAUUUGGUUUUGUAGUCUUUUUUUGUUAAAUUUACGACUGAGAUCGCAAAGUUCUCAUAAGACUUCACAUAAGAAUAAACCAUAACAUAGUUCCUCCGCAGAGACGGUUCGAAUGGUGCUGUUGAUACAAAAGGAAGACUUAAAUGAUCUAUGGUCGAUCUCCUUUUGAUAUAGUAGCUCUCCAAUGACACAUUAUUGCUCUUGGACGGCAUAUCCAAAGAUGGGCAAAAAAAAAAACAUCAUAUGAAUCAGAGAGGCGCAUAAAAUAAAUUCCAACGCGCAACUACUUGAAAAUUAAUCAACCUUUCAUCAGACCGUAUCGCACCGGAGGAUCAUGUUGUGGCGUGUAACAGAUUUCAAAUCUACUUCUUCAGAGCUUUGCCGAUUGGCUAUACUAUUUUCAAAGUUAUUUUGAUUAGCUAAGGUGCAUUAAUUUAGUAUGUAAAAUGGAGGACAACCUUAAUCCUCAAUGGUUUGAUUUCAUAUGAUAUUGUUAUAAGGGUAAUUUAGCGUAAAAUGAUUCAAAUAUUUAUCACCUUUAAAAAGCGACAGAAACCGACGGUGACCAAGCAGAUUAACGGAAAUAUCACCUCUUACUGCGAAAAGGUGGUGUUUUGAAACUCCACUAAUUAAAUCAGAAAUGCGGUCACGAAUGAGUUAUAUUGAACGUACGAAUAAUCGUAAAUAAUAAGAAAGAUACCUAAACCGUU
Molecule: messenger RNA, 2737 nt
Organism: Anopheles nili
Lineage: Eukaryota; Metazoa; Arthropoda; Insecta; Diptera; Culicidae
Gene: Ent2
Product: equilibrative nucleoside transporter 1
Exons: 7
Coding region: 52-1536 (494 amino acids)
Biological process (GO): nucleoside transmembrane transport
Cellular component (GO): plasma membrane
Molecular function (GO): nucleoside transmembrane transporter activity
Source: RefSeq, a predicted model, not a curated record